Molecule: messenger RNA, 7129 nt
Organism: Girardinichthys multiradiatus
Lineage: Eukaryota; Metazoa; Chordata; Actinopteri; Cyprinodontiformes; Goodeidae
Gene: slc12a5b
Product: solute carrier family 12 member 5b
Exons: 26
Coding region: 283-3657 (1124 amino acids)
Biological process (GO): potassium ion homeostasis; chloride transmembrane transport; cell volume homeostasis
Cellular component (GO): membrane
Molecular function (GO): potassium:chloride symporter activity
Source: RefSeq, a predicted model, not a curated record
GGAGGUGAGUGGCGUGCAGAGGCUGAGAGCUUGCAUGUGAGUGACAGCGUGCACCAGCAUCCACUCUUCCCUGCAGCAGCUCUCAGUCUCUCUGGACUCCUCUUGAUGAGAGACAGAGGAAAUCAGGCAAGUUAGGAAGCACAUAAAUAUAGCUUUCUAUUCUGCACUGCUUUUUAAAAAGCCAUUUGACAACGUGAGGAAGAAAAACGUGGAGGGACGGAGAAGUCUCAUCUUUUGCACCAGCCUGCUACGAGAUUUUCCCAGCCUGCUGAGGAGAGGGGGAUGGAGAACAACAUGACUGACUGUGAAGAGGGAGAAGGGGAACCCACCAGCCAGGGCGAUGGACACCCCAAAGAGAGCAGUCCUUUCAUCAACAGCAGCGCAGCCUCCGAUAUGAAAAAGAGCCAGCAAUACGACGGCAAGAGCAUGGCUUUAUUUGAGGAGGAGAUUGAUACCAGUCCAAUGGUCUCCUCUCUACUCAGCUCUCUGGCCAACUACUCCAACCUGCCAACGGGCAGCAAAGAGCACGAAGAGGCUGAGAAUAAUGAGGAGGGUGCUCGGCCAUCAAAAAAACCUGUAAAGGCUCCCCAGCUGGGCACCCUGAUGGGAGUCUAUUUGCCAUGCAUCCAGAAUAUUUUUGGAGUGAUCCUCUUCCUGCGAAUGACAUGGAUGGUUGGGAUUGGAGGAGUCUUGGGCUCGUUCAUAAUUGUCUUUAUGUGUUGCUCUACGACCAUGCUCACGGCCAUUUCUAUGAGUGCCAUUGCAACAAAUGGAGUCGUACCAGCUGGUGGUUCGUACUAUAUGAUAUCUCGCUCUCUGGGGCCUGAGUUUGGUGGAGCUGUGGGGAUUUGCUUCUACCUGGGAACGACCUUUGCGGGGGCCAUGUACAUUCUGGGUUGUAUUGAAAUUCUGCUGAUUUACAUUGUUCCACAGGCAGCCAUCUUUAAGAUUGAGGGCCUGGAGGGUCCUGAGGCAGAGAUUGCACUCCUCAAUAACAUGCGGGUUUACGGCACCAUUGUCCUGAGCUUCAUGGCCAUAGUGGUAUUUGUUGGGGUCAAAUACGUCAAUAAGUUGGCGUUGGUCUUCCUGGCCUGCGUUAUCCUAUCUAUUCUGGCUGUUUACGCUGGAAUCAUCAAGACUGCCCUUGAGCCUCCCGUCUUUCCUGUUUGUCUCAUUGGAAAUCGAACGCUUCUCUCAAAAUCAUAUGACAUCUGUGCAAAGGUCGUUGAAAUAGACAAUGAGACGAUCACCACCAAAAUGUGGAGGUCAUUCUGUGAUUCUGAUUCCCUCAAUGCAACGUGUGACGAAUAUUUCAUCAACAACAACAUCACAGAGAUACAGGGCAUUCCGGGGGUCACUAGUGGUAUCCUUGCAGAGAACCUCUUUGGAAACUAUCUGGAAAAAGGCAUGAUUUUAGAGAAGCGUGGAAUCUCAUCCAAUGUGGAUCCUGAUAUUCCAACCACCAACGCCAACCGUUACGUCCUGGCUGACAUCACCAGCUUCUUCACCCUGCUGGUGGGAAUUUAUUUCCCAUCUGUCACAGGGAUCAUGGCAGGCUCAAACCGCUCUGGCGACCUACGCGAUGCCCAGAAGUCCAUCCCAAUUGGAACCAUCGCAGCCAUCACCACUACCUCCACUGUUUAUAUGUCGUGUGUGGUCCUGUUUGGUGCUUGUAUAGAAGGAGUGGUACUAAGAGACAAGUUUGGUGAAGGGGUUAAUGGUAACCUGGUUAUUGGAACGCUGGCAUGGCCCUCUCCCUGGGUCAUUGUGUUUGGCUCUUUUUUCUCCACCUGUGGUGCAGGACUUCAGAGUCUAACUGGAGCUCCACGUCUUCUUCAAGCUAUCUCAAGAGAUGGCAUCAUCCCAUUUCUCAGAGUGUUUGGACAUGGUAAAGCUAACGGGGAGCCAACUUGGGCGCUGUUACUAACAGCUAGCAUCUGUGAAAUCGGUAUCAUCAUUGCCUCCCUGGAUGCAGUCGCUCCUAUCCUCUCCAUGUUUUUCUUGAUGUGCUACAUGUUUGUCAAUCUUGCCUGUGCCCUGCAGACUCUGCUGAGGACACCAAACUGGAGACCACGCUUCAAAUUCUACCACUGGGCUCUGUCUUUCCUGGGUAUGAGCCUGUGUCUGUCGCUCAUGUUCAUCUGCUCCUGGUAUUAUGCCAUAGUCGCUAUGGGGAUUGCAACCUGCAUCUACAAAUAUAUUGAGUUCUGUGGAGCUGAGAAGGAGUGGGGUGAUGGCAUACGAGGAAUUUCACUGAGCGCUGCACGAUUUGCUCUGAUGAGGCUGGAGGAAGGGCCGCCACACACCAAAAACUGGAGGCCUCAGAUCCUGGUGCUGGUGAGCAUGGAUGCUGAGCAGAAUGUGGAGCAGCCCCGCCUGCUUUCUCUAACCAAUCAACUUAAAGCUGGCAAAGGCCUGACCAUUGUAGGUACUUCUGUUCAAGGAACCUUCCUCGACAGUUAUACUGAAGCCCAGCGGGCAGAUCAGUCUUUGCGUAAGCUGAUGGAGACAGAGAAGGUGAAGGGUUUCUCUCAGGUGGUCGUCUCCUCCAACAUUAGAGAUGGAACGUCACACCUGAUCCAGGUUGGAGGACUUGGGGGUCUGAAGCAUAAUACUGUGAUGGUCAGCUGGCCUCAGAACUGGAAGCAACCCGAGUGCUACCAGCAGUUUAGGAACUUUAUCGAGGUGGUUAGAGAGACGACCAUAGCUAGUUUGGCCUUGUUGGUUCCUAAGAAUAUCUCCAGUUAUCCAUCCAAUGGAGAGCGCUUCACUGAGGGCCACAUAGACAUGUGGUGGAUUGUCCACGAUGGAGGCAUGCUGAUGCUUCUGCCCUUCCUGCUCCGCCAACAUAAGGUGUGGAGGAAGUGCAAGUUGCGCAUUUUCACUGUGGCACAAAUGGAUGACAACAGCAUUCAGAUGAAGAAAGACCUCAUCACCUUCCUCUAUCAUCUGCGCAUCGAUGCUGCUGUGGAAGUGGUGGAAAUGCUCGACGGUGAUAUCUCAGCUUACACCUACGAGAAGACACUGGUAAUGGAGCAAAGAUCGCAGAUCCUCAAACAGAUGCAUCUGACAAAGAAUGAGAUGGAGAGAGAGAUCCAAAGUAUUACUGAUUCAUCUCGUGGAUCCAUCCGACGUAAAAAUCCGCCAACCUUGCGGCCCCAGCAGAGUACAGAGGAGGGAACCACCCUGGCAGAAAAACCACAACAUAAGUAUGAGGCUGUUUCCAACCUAAAACAGGUCCGCCUGAUCCAAAGUAAGAAUGCAGCCACACCCACCAGCCCCACAAGCCCUACCUCACCUGCUGCUACGCUUGCCGGAGGUGCUGUCACCUGGAGAGACAGCAAGGGUCCAGAUAAGGGGAUGACUGACUCAGCAGCGACACCAGAGGCAUGCAAAGACCCCCUUAGCAUGAAGCCGGAAUGGGAGAGUUUGAACCAGAUGGAUCUGAGGCGCAUGCACACGGCGAUGCGACUCAAUGAGGUGAUCAUAAAGAAGUCCAAGGAGGCAAAACUUGUCCUGCUCAACAUGCCCGGACCACCAAAGAACCGAGUGGGCGACGAAAACUAUAUGGAGUUCCUUGAGGUUCUCACUGACGGUCUCAACAGGGUUCUCCUAGUGCGUGGAGGAGGGCGAGAGGUCAUCACCAUCUACUCCUGAGGGGCUUUUAUCAGCAUCUAUAUAAGAACUCGUGGGUUCUUCUGCCUCUGUGUGAUUCCAGGAAAAUCCUCCCCCUGACCUGCCACCUCCCACUGCAACCAGACCGCAGCACUUCCAGGAGCCAUCCACGCAUUACCUAACUCCAUCUGUUACCUCCAUACCACCUGAGUUCACAUCACCUAAGAAAUUUAUGAUUUCUUCUGGAUUUUCCUUGCUCACCUGUAAGAGAAAUGUCAUAUUUCUUUAUAUGUGUUCAUUCAGCAUCUGUGUUGUUUGAGAGUUGUUCCAUUUUAACUCGUCUUUGUUUUUGUCUGUCAUUGUAUGAAUGAAUAUAUCCAACUAAUAAUGAAAACUGAGUGGAUGAAGAGGACGUUUCUGUCUUCAUUUAGAUAAAACUUGGGUUCUUUGACAUUUUAACACAUAUAAAUACCAUUCCCUCAAAUUAGAUUUGUUAAACAUCAUUUUCAGACAAGCUAAUAGAACUUUUGCUCCAAAAAAAAAGAUUUUAUAGAAAUGAUGACCCUAAACCUUGUAGUUUCACUUUAUUCAAAUAAGAUUUGGAAUUGGUGAUCAUGUAGUAAAUUAUGGAAUUUGUAUUCAAGUAUGUACUAAAUAGUAUGUAUUAAAGUCUUUUUAAAGACAGAAUUAAAAAUGAUCUGUAGUAAAAGUGAAAGUUAAGGACGCAAUCUUUAUUCAAAUACAAUGUUAGGCCCAUCUAAUACAAUACUGUAGGUGGCAUUCUAGUAAACAUGUAGCUUUAUCACAGUGUAUUUCUGCUGUAUCACAGCCAUUUUAUAUCUGGUUUAUAUUAUAUUAUAUUCAUAUUAAAGUUCUUAUCCAGACAAUGUUUCUUUUUUUUUUUAAAGCAGGGUUAUACAUGUCAGCUAAAUCUGUUGCAGCGUAGCUUUGCAGCACUGGUUAAAAAGGUUUUCUCGCUUCCUCACAAAAAGCUUGUUCUGUUUUUAUUGGCCAGCUCUGUGGUCUGACAAGAGUCUGCAGUCAUGCUCUGCAACCUUCAGGUUUAGUCAAGAACUAUGCAUCAGAUCAAAAAUAAAAUAAAAAAAACAUUUUAAAAAAUACCAUUUAAACUGGCUUUAUGGGGACAAUACAGUAUUUGAUUUAAAAAUAUAUUUACAGAUUAAAUUUAGUUCUAAAUUAGAUACUCAUUGAGAAAUAUUAUGGCUCUUUUUCAUUUGCUUAUUUCACAAGGUGUACUUUCACAUACAGAAAAAGCUGUCCAAAGGUAACUCCUUUGUCUAAAGGUCACUCACUAACUCACAACUGCACAAAACUUGCAAAAUAUAGACAAAAACAGUGAAAUGUGUUAAAAGUAAAUUUCAGAGGGCCGUUGUUACAAUUUUAAGAUGACCUUGUUAAUCACACAUUAAAUUCAUGAGGGUAUAUGUGUUUUCAUAAUUGAUUAAAUUAUCUUCAUCUAAUUUUAUGUUUUUAUGUUUAGUUUAGAUUGCAUUAGCUUGUCUAUAUUUAAAUGAAAUAUGGCCUAAAACAUCAUCGGAUUACUGUGGAGGAGAUAGGCCUAAAAUAUCUACAUACCAUAAUGUCAUAAUAUCCUUUAUUAUUUAGAAAAAUGAAGAAUUACAUGUUUAUAUUCUUAAAAGGGAAUCCUUAGUUGUAAUAUUCAUUGUGACCCCUACUGUGUAGCAGCAACUACAAGCUGUUUCGAAAUUGUAGUUCAUUCUGUACAAACAACUUCAAUUUUUUAAGCUUUUGAUUUGAACUCUGACAGGGUGAACUUCAACUUCAUUCUUUUUUCACUUUAUGGUUAAAUACCUAUGUAUUUAUGAAGCUGUUGCUUUGCUGGUAGAUUGCUUUAAUCAUAGCUUUAUUAGCACUCAGAGUGUUUUCUAGUUGUGAUGCAACGAAAGAGGCCCAAAUCAUGAUCCUACCACCACAAUGCUUUCCAAACAUGCUGAUCUCCUUCUGGUAAAAUGUGGUGUUAUUUUGUGUUUUUGUUCAUUUGUUUAUUUGUCACACAUGCAGCUAAAAAAUAUUUUAAUUGUUUUAUCUGUCUAACAAAAUAUGGUUCUAACAAUCCUUCUGUUAAAUCAAACUUCCAGCAAGCAGUAAUCGGCGAACUUCACCUGUAUAAUUUACACCACUGGAGGUCAGUGUUCAUCAACAUUUCUGAGUCCGUGUGAGGAAAACGGUUUAACUGCUUUCAUUUAGUUUAGUUUAGUUUUAUUUGAAGAGUCCGUGGAAGAAUAUCGUUGGCAUUAAAGUUUCAUUUCUUUGUAAACAAUCUUCCCAACCAUACAUUACUGAAGACAAAAUCCUCAAAGGUUGUAGAACUGGACCCUGCAACAUGACAAUGACCCAAACAUAGCAGUAAAUCAAAUAUAGGCUGACUGAGAAUUAAGAAAUGAAAAGUCCUGGGUCUUGUAAAAACCCAGAUCUUGAUCUUAUUAUGCAAUGGGGUGACUUGAAACAGACUGUACAUCCACCGAAUCCCUCAAACAUCUACCAGCUAAAAGAGAGGAGUGGGGCAAACCUUCCCCAGGCUGACGUCAGAGGAAGGUAAACAUCUAAAAGAAGCGUCUCACUGAAGGAAGUAACAUCAGUGGUUACAUGGGUAGGGUGUCCUAACUUUUGCCUCAGUUAGAAAACACAUUUAUGUUUAUAUCUCUUGUUUCUUGAGUAAAACAAGGCUACCAAUUGUUAAGUGCAGUUAAAUACUUUAUUUUCCAGAGAGAGAAAAAUGGGAUUAGAAAUCAACAUGUGGACAUUUAUUUUCAGCAUUUUACCCCUCAGUGUCCCCUGACUAUCAGUGUGUUUCUAUGGCCCAGAACAUGUUAUCUUUAUGGAGAAGGAUCUUUGUAAUCGUAGUUCAUAAAAAGAGCACAGACAGCCCACUUUUUCCCCUCCCUGGUAUGUUAUUACUCCACCCUUUUUUAUUUAGGAUUAACUUUAUCAAGUAUUUUCAUUCCCUUUCAUUAAUAUACACAUACUGUUUAUGAUGCUGUAGAAUACCGUUUGCAAAAUCUUACCUCAUUCUCGAUACAACAAUAUAUACUUUUAUUAACAAAUGUCUAUUCAGAGAAGUGUUUGCUUUACAUUACUGAUAGAAAUGAGUGCAACGACACACCCUCUGCAUCUACCAGGUAUUGAUUUUGCAUGUGGAAAUCACUGGUUCCUUGCUUGCAGAAGUGCUCACAGUUUUUAAAGUCCUCCUUGCAAAGUGUGCAUACUGUGAGUUUGAUUGAAACAGCAUCUUAAAGACAUAUAGGACAGACAUUUGUGAGAAGGUCUGUGACUAAAGGUGUAGAAAUAACAUGUAUCAGUCUUAACAGAUUUAAGUUAGAAAUGUGUUUAAAACUAUCACACAUUAUAUUUUAUGACCUAAUUCAUCUUUUGAAUUUACGUUCAGAUAAUGGUUUGAAUAAACCAUGUUUAUGUCUGCACAAAAUGCAAUAAAUCUAAAUAAAAUUAAUUAAAGUUGCAAAUAUGUGUCCUA